UAACAACAAUAAUAACAAUUAUAGAAAAAGAGAAAAAAUAUAAUGAUAUUCGGGCGAAUAACGAUGAUAGAAAAUAAUAAAUAAACAAAUAUCAGAAAUAUUAAUCGUUUCGUCGAGUGUUGGAAGCAAUUUGUUUUUAUUCGUGUUGAAUAACGAAUACUAAAAAUUCCAUUUUAAUCGUGAAUUGUCCUGGCUAUGCAAAAAAAAAUCGAGAGCGAUACAGCCCAAUACACAUGAUAUAUUUAUAAUAUACUGGAACAAAGCAUCCAACAAGUGUAGAUCUAGAUUGGUAGUUUUGAAAAAAAAAGAGUAUUAGCUGAGGAACAAGAAAAUAUAAAAGACUAUCGUAGAGCAGUUCUGGUAGAGAACCAAAAAAUCGACUUUGCAGACGUGUAUAAGCUUUUCUGUUUUUGUACCAAAUCAUUUCUGUGGAACAACAAAUUGCAUAUCUCAAAAACGAAUACAACACGAAACAAGCAUUUAAAAAUUGCUUUCACUGCUGAUAUUUUCAUAAUUUUUGCUCACGCUCUUCGAUAUAUUACACCAAUGAAAAGUCAGACGAGACAAGAGUAAAAGGUUGUCAAGAAAAUAGUACACGAUAGACUUAGAUUCGAUACAAGCACGAGGAACUUAAGUAUAUCGAAUCAUCGCCGGACUCAACCAUAUUAAUAGACAAAAUAUAUAUAUAGAAAAAAAAUACACAAGAAAAUUGAUGGUGCGAUGAAAUUGGAAAAUUCAUAAGUGCGCUUAGACUAUCACAAUAAUGAAAGAAGCUCAAGUCAAGAAGGAAGAGUGAGAAAAAGCAUUGUUGAUUCAUCAUACAAAGGAAUAACGAAACGCAAUUAACUAUAAAAGGAAGCAUUGAAAAUGGAUUCUCGCAAGAAAGUCCUCAUCGGUUGUACCGGAAGCGUAGCAACGAUUAAAUUGCCAUUACUGUGCGAAAAAUUAUGGCGACAGAAUCUGGAUAUCCGUGUUGUUGUUACCGAGCACGCCAAGCAUUUCCUGAAGGAUGCAGAAUUGCCACCAGGUACUCAAAUUCUUUCCGACACGGUCGAAUGGGCAGCUUGGCAGGGUCGCGGCGAUCCUGUCCUCCAUGUUGAUCUUGCCAAAUGGGCUGAUCUUUUCCUGAUUGCUCCACUGGACGCCAAUACUCUGGGGAAAUUGGCUAAUGGUAUUUGUGACAAUAUAUUGACCUGCGUUGCACGAGCAUGGGACAUCAACAAACCGUUGCUCUUUUGCCCAGCAAUGAAUACAAUGAUGUGGGAGCACCCGGUUACCGCCCCCCAGGUGGACAGGCUCAAGUCCUGGGGCUACAAGGAAAUCGGCUGUAUAACAAAAACUCUGAUGUGCGGUGACACCGGAAUCGGUGCAAUGGCAGAGGUCGACACGAUCGUCCAGGCAACGCUGAGAUGCCUCGUCCCGUGGGGUCCAUAUCCAUCAACCGAUUUGCGUUACAUUAGAUCAGAAUAAUUGCGACGAGAUAUAUUGUUACGAAAUAAACCAAAAAACGAAUAUUAUUGCACGCAUCGAUGCAGGCACGGAAGUCUUAAAAAACAAACGUACGAUAUAUUGUUGAAGCCGUUGUAGAAAAUGGAUAAAUAAAUUUUCCGCGUGUUUGUA
This is a messenger RNA of Venturia canescens, 1620 nucleotides long. It is a transcript of the gene Ppcdc, whose product is annotated as phosphopantothenoylcysteine decarboxylase. The record is from RefSeq and is a predicted model, not a curated record. Bases 868 to 1470 code for a protein of 200 amino acids. NCBI's taxonomy places the organism in Eukaryota, Metazoa, Arthropoda, Insecta, Hymenoptera, Ichneumonidae. Gene Ontology annotation, cellular component: phosphopantothenoylcysteine decarboxylase complex. Gene Ontology annotation, biological process: coenzyme A biosynthetic process. Gene Ontology annotation, molecular function: phosphopantothenoylcysteine decarboxylase activity; FMN binding. The transcript is spliced from 2 exons.